Molecule: messenger RNA, 288 nt
Organism: Fusarium tjaetaba
Lineage: Eukaryota; Fungi; Ascomycota; Sordariomycetes; Hypocreales; Nectriaceae
Exons: 2
Coding region: 1-288 (95 amino acids)
Source: RefSeq, a predicted model, not a curated record
AUGCAGUUCUCCAGCUCUUUCCUCGUCGCUGCUCUCUUCGGCACUGCCUUUGCCAUGCCCCAGGCCAACCCUACUGAUUGCCCGGCGACCUCUGCUAUCCCUACCUGCGGUGCUCCCUGCAUCACCUCCGCCGCCUCCGCCGUUGGCUGCAGCAACAUUGCUUGCCAGUGCGCCAGCUCCAGCGCCAUUCAGGCUUCGGCCAUCAACUGUGUCCUUGACAACUGUGGCUUCCUCGAGGCUCUCCAGGUUCAGGCUUCUGCCGCCGCUGUCUGCACUGCUUGCGCUUAG